UCCCGUGAUUUCUCAGAGAGUUUAGUAAAUAAACAAAGAUAUCUCGAUUGUAUACUAGGUAAAUCUAAUAAAUAUUUUAAAGUCAAUAAUCAAAUCUCCAUGCAAACAACAGCUAAACAUAUCCGAGCUAAUUCAAGGAUUAAUAUGGGUAUAUGUUCUCCAAUAUUUGGAAAAGUGACUGUUCUCGUGAUUGUUGUCGAGAGUUCUUACAAGACUCACUAUGCUGUUGCUCAGCGCUCACUAGAAUGCUAUUUGCGAGCCACAAAUUAUACAUUUAAGCUUGUUGAUUUAGAUCAUGAUGAACGUACAAAUAAAUAUUGCAAACAUGAUCAGCUUUUCUUUAAAAAACAUUGUGCUGUAGCUGUGUAUUUAGCUGAUUCUGAUUGGACUUUAGUAUUGGAUGCAGAUGCAGGUGUUGUUAACCCAAACCAUUGUAUUGAGGAAUGGAUUGAUGAUAGAGUUGAUUUAAUUUUUUAUGAACGGUUUUUUAACUGGGAAGUUGCUUCUGGAAAUUAUUUGGCAAAGAAUAGCGAGUUCUCUCGUGCUUUUAUAAUGAACUGGGCAAAUAUGCAAUACACUCAAUCUAAAAAUUUUUCUGGGGCCGAUAAUGGUGCCUUACAAUUACAUAUAUUACAAACUGUUAUUCCAGGUGCUAAAGCUGAAAUUAAGUGUAUAAAAUUAUAUUUCCUUGAAGGGGCUACACGUAUAUGGCCGGGUAAAUUGCGAAUUUUAAGACGAGGGCAUGCUUGGAUACGAGACUGGUUUUUAACUACAGAUUCUUGGUCCGCACGUGAUUUUAUGCUGCAUGGCUGGAAAGCACAAAAUAUUUCAUCCAGUUGGGAAUCACCUUUUAAGAAAGUGCCCGUUCCCGAUGAAUGUAUUGGUGGAUAUGCUGGGUGGAAUUGGAGAACUGAAAAGGCAAAAGAAUUAUUUUUAAUUUUUUAG
Messenger RNA from Meloidogyne enterolobii, 945 nucleotides. The record is from the annotation of a GenBank genome assembly. NCBI's taxonomy places the organism in Eukaryota, Metazoa, Nematoda, Chromadorea, Rhabditida, Meloidogynidae.